GUUUGGUCUUGCAUAAACCUAAGCGGGGACAAUGGUCAGAAGUCGCUUGUAAGAAGAAGGAUGAAAAUUCUGAAGGAGGGGUAGUUUCGAAGUUGCACUUUCAACAGAGAAGUGCAGUGGGUGCAGGUCCCGAUGUACUGUUUGCGGUUGUACAGAAAGCCACUGAAGAAGAAGGACUUCUUGCAGCUACUGUUUCCGCAUUAUGCCCAACGACGUUGGAGGUGAUGCAAAACGAAGUGGUGCCACUGAUUCUUCCUGCUGGUUUUGCAGAUGCAGACGUCAAAAAAGAAGGAGUUCAAAAGACGAAGAAGAACCUGCUUUUUUCCGCAAGUACAAACUGUUUGGCCAUUGUUCUGCCGCAGUUGCCGAGACACUUGUUUUUUCGUCGUCGUGGAGGUGAGAGUGGCAAUACUGGUGAAAAGCAUCAAGCAGACAACUCUUGGCGUUGUUUCGUACACAGUCGAAAGGUCACAGCAGUAAGCAUCGAUCCUGCGGAAAAGCACAUUGCUGUUGGUGACGCUAGAGGUAUGGUCUAUACUUGUUUUACGCCUUUCUCUGUUGCAACCCUAGGGGAAGCUGGCGCAGUCCAGCCAAUGCAGAAGCGCCAACGACGACUACAAGCAGGCCAAAAGCAGGUACGGGGAGAGGAGUCGGAUUCCACUGCUUCUGCAGAUUCAGACGAGGACGACAGUGAAGACGAAGACGACGCUUCUCCAAAGAGUAGCAAAACGACGACCAUAAUAUCCAUGGAAGAUGAUUCCACCGCAACAAAUAAACAGCAAGCUAUCCUCAAUGCUGAGCCGCUCACUUUCGGCGCGGGUGUCCACCACUGGCACGCCAAGGGAGUUUCCGCUUUGGGUCAUAUUGGUUUCCUCGGCAACGAAAUCUAUUCCGGUUCUAAAGAAAGCGUCCUAGUCCUCCGGAACCUGGAGUUGGAGAACAAGAAGUUCUUUCCACGUAUAUCCGGACCGAUCGUCCACUUAACACCGAGUCCUGAUCAAAGAUUUAUGUGCGUCAGCAUGUCCGACAAC
Messenger RNA from Amoebophrya sp. A25, 1031 nucleotides. The record is from the annotation of a GenBank genome assembly. Lineage: Eukaryota; Dinophyceae; Syndiniales; Amoebophryaceae.